This is a messenger RNA of Oryza brachyantha (malo sina), 2159 nucleotides long. RefSeq names its product glucose-1-phosphate adenylyltransferase large subunit 2, cytosolic. Gene Ontology annotation, molecular function: glucose-1-phosphate adenylyltransferase activity. NCBI's taxonomy places the organism in Eukaryota, Viridiplantae, Streptophyta, Magnoliopsida, Poales, Poaceae. The coding region runs from base 337 to 1893 and encodes 518 amino acids. Gene Ontology annotation, biological process: glycogen biosynthetic process. The record is from RefSeq and is a predicted model, not a curated record. The transcript has 17 exons.
UUGCCGGCGCCCGCCGUGAAAACCCUAGCACCCCACGAGAAGCGAUUCGAGGCAACGCACAUGCUGAUGGGGUUCGUCGCCGGUUCCUGGAUCGCCACGAGUUUCUCCCCCCGCGGCGGCACAGCCUGCCGGGGACCGCCCCGCGGUGGCGACGCUCCCGGCUUGGCUUCUCAGUCCGGAGUCCAAUCCAGCAGGGGAUGCCGCCUUGACCACCUCAAUCUCCACUUUGGCGUCUCGGACACGCUCGGGUGUCGGGGUGCCCUAACUGCCUAAGCAGCAAAAUUGGACUGCCUUGGAGAGAUGGCUUCAAAGGUUCGCCUAGCACUUUGAGUAGCCAUGCAAUUCAUGAUGCCAUUGGACACGAAUGCUUGUGCACAACCAACCAGAAGAGCUGGUGAGAGUGCUGAUACUGAAAGGUUGAUGGAAAGAUUGAAUAUUGGGGGCAUGACACAGGAGAAAGCAUUGAGGAAGAGGUGUUUUGGUGACGGAGUCGCUGGAACCGCACGAUGUGUGUUCACGUCAGAUGCUGAUGGAGACACUCUUCAUCUUCAGACACAAUCCUCCCAAAAGAACUAUGCUGAUGCAAGCCGUGUUUCUGCUGUCAUUUUGGGUGGAGGCACUGGAGUACAACUCUUUCCUCUGACAAGCACAAUGGCUACCCCUGCUGUUCCUGUUGGAGGAUGUUACAGGCUUAUUGAUAUUCCUAUGAGCAACUGCUUCAAUAGUGGCAUAAACAAAAUAUUUGUGAUGACUCAGUUCAAUUCUGCUUCUCUUAAUCGCCAUAUCCAUCGUACAUACCUUGGUGGGGGAAUCAACUUUACUGAUGGGUCUGUGCAGGUAUUGGCUGCUACACAAAUGCCUGAGGAACCUGCUGGAUGGUUCGAGGGUACAGCAGAUGCCAUCAGAAAAUUUAUGUGGAUACUUGAGGAUUAUUACAAUCAAAACAACAUUGAACACAUUAUAAUCUUGUGUGGAGAUCAACUUUACCGGAUGAAUUAUAUGGAGCUUGUGCAGAAACAUGUUGAUGACAAUGCUGAUAUUACCAUAUCAUGUGCUCCCGUUGACAGGAGCCGAGCUUCUGAAUAUGGACUAGUGAAGUUUGAUAAUUCAGGACGUGUGAUCCAAUUUUUUGAGAAACCACAGGGUGUUGAUUUGGAGUCAAUGAAAGUUGACACCAGCUUCCUCAGCUACACAAUAGAUGAUACACAAAAGUAUCCCUACAUUGCAUCAAUGGGCAUUUAUGUCUUAAAAAAGGAUGUUCUUUUAGACAUUCUGAAGUCAAAAUAUGCGCAUCUGCGUGACUUUGGAUCUGAAAUUCUCCCAAGAGCUGUUUUAGAGCAUAAUGUGAAGGCAUGUGUAUUCACAGAAUAUUGGGAGGACAUUGGAACAAUCAAAUCAUUUUUCAAGGCAAACUUGGCCCUCACCGAGCAGCCUCCAAAGUUUGAAUUUUACGAUCCAAAAACGCCUUUCUUCACUUCACCUCGACACUUGCCUCCAACAAAAUUGGAGAAGUGCAAGAUCAAAGAUGCAAUAAUCUCCGAUGGUUGUUCCUUUAGUGAAUGCACCAUUGAGCAUUCUGUUAUUGGAAUAUGUUCACGCCUUAGCAUUGGGUGUGAACUCAAGGAUACCAUGAUGAUGGGCGCAGAUUUAUAUGAAACCGAAGAAGAAAAUUCAAAGCUAUUGUUAGAAGGUAGGGUCCCAAUUGGUGUAGGCGAGAACACAAAGAUAAGGAACUGUAUCAUCGACAUGAACGCUAGAAUUGGCAGGAAUGUGGUCAUUGCAAACGCUGAGGGUGUCCAAGAGGCUGAUCACCCUGAAGAGGGAUACUACAUAAGGUCUGGAAUUGUAGUGAUACUAAAGAAUGCAACCAUCCAGGAUGGAACUGUCAUAUGAAAGCGUAGACAAGCCUUGAAAUCAAGCACCUCCAAUCAUCUCAAGGCUAGCAUCCAUUGAUGUGGUAUGGUGCGAGAGAUGGCAUGAAAAUGCACGAGUCAAAUUCAAGACGGAUAGCAUAGCCUUCAUGGCGAAGUGGUGUUUUUGGUUUAGUUGUAUGCAAUAAGCUGCUCGAGGAGGUAGCAGGAACCUUGUGUAACUGCAUCAUUCUGCAUUUAGUUUGUUUUGAAAUGGAAACUCUAUUAUUCUAUUCUGAAAUUUAUACC